Messenger RNA from Racocetra persica, 993 nucleotides. Lineage: Eukaryota; Fungi; Glomeromycota; Glomeromycetes; Diversisporales; Gigasporaceae. The record is from the annotation of a GenBank genome assembly.
AUGUCAAAACGAAUGCUUGGGAAACUGUCAUUCCUUGUUGGUGGGACUUUUGGUGGGACUUUUGGUGUUUUUAUUGGUUAUUAUUUGAACAAGCCAAGGGAGGUGAAAGAAUGGUCACCCGGCUCUUCGUAUAUGAUAAACUUGCCCUCCAAAGAAAAACAGUGGUUACCUCAAGUUUUAGCUCCUUUUGGAGGAUAUCCCGGGCCAGUUCACGACGCGUUACCAAGAAAGGCAUAUUACUCUUCAUUUAACCGACGACUUCAUCAUCCAAACUGGGUAUUUGAGCAUCUAACAAAAGACUCGCUAAAAAUUGGUGAAGGUGUAGAUCGUAAAUUUUCAAAAUUCCGGGAGGAUUCAGACAUUCCAGAAAUGUUUAAUGCAAAAUUGACCGAUUAUAUUAGAUCGGGAUAUGAUAGGGGUCACAUGGCUCCAGCUGCUGAUGCUAAAAAUACACAAGAAUCUCUGGAUGAGACUUUUUACUUGACAAAUAUUGCACCUCAAGUCGGGAAUGGUUUUAAUAGAGAUUAUUGGGCAUUCCUUGAAGAAUUUUGUAGAAAACUUGUACUCAAAGAACACUUCAAAGACGUUUACAUAUUUACAGGCCCAGCUUAUUUACCGAAGAAAGAGGAAGAUGGUAAAUGGUAUGUGAAGUAUCAACUCAUAGGCGAGCCUCCAAACGUUGCCGUCCCAACACACUUUUUUAAAGUAAUCUUGGCCGUUAAAGAAAACGAUAGUGGAAAAUUGCAUGCACUUGGCUGUUUCUUGCUACCAAACCAGCCUAUACCGCAUAAUGAUCCACUUGAAAAUUACGCAGUUCCGCUUAAUGCUUUGGAGAGAACUACUGGGUUAAGAUUUUUUGAAAAUCUUAAGGAGGAGACUGUUCCUCUUUGCGAGGCUACAAAAUGUGAACUAAUUCCUCCUCACAAAUGGAUAUCAAGUGAUGAAAGAGAAAAAUUAUUGACAGAUCAAGAGCCAAAAAAAUUAAUUUCAUAA